AUGUCUUCAAGUGUGGAAUUGGGUGGAAAGUCAGUUCAACGUGGUCGAGCAUUCUUAAUGGAAGAGGAUAAAAAUCUAUGUAAUGCAUGGCUUGAAAUUUCUCAAGAUCCUAUGGAUCAGGCCAAAAUCCUAUUUGCACAACAUCCUGAAAAGAGGAAAGGAUUCCAAUAUGAUCAUGUAUGGCCCAUUCUUAAGGGAGCUGAGAAAUGGCUUGACAAUACUCCCAAAAAAAAUCCCCAACAAGGGUAUGAUUACUUUGAAGGAUUUCAAAAUGGAUCUCCUAUAUCUGUAUCCCUAGUAACACCAUCUUCCAUUGAUUUGAAUACAAAUGAAAAGACUGUAGCAGAGGUCGACCAUCACGUCAAUUCAUCGAGUCAUCCUAUAAAGAGGAAGAAAGAGAAGUUGAGAAUGAUGCAAAUAGCUAAUAAGAGUCAUCUCCUUGAAUCCAUUGUUGAAGGAAACCAAGAAAUCAUGGUGAAUUUAAAAUGA
Camellia sinensis is the source of this 489-nucleotide messenger RNA. NCBI's taxonomy places the organism in Eukaryota, Viridiplantae, Streptophyta, Magnoliopsida, Ericales, Theaceae. The record is from RefSeq and is a predicted model, not a curated record.